UCCGCCAGGUGCGGUGCAGGGUACAGGCCUGGGCGGCGGGAACGAGCGCCCGGCGGAGCUGCUGCUGCCGGACCAGCCCGGGCCGCCCAUCUGCCUCCCGCCGCGCUCUCAGGCGCCGAGAACUACAGCUCCCAGCAUGCCGUGAACCUGACAGCCAAGGCACUGGGGCGGGGUCCGGCCCUCCUCCGGCCCGCCCCGCUCCCCAAGCCGGCCCCAGCCGCUCUCUCGGCCGCGCGCCGAGCGGGGACGCGAGCCAUGGAGGAGGCGUCGCCCUCGCUGCUGGGUUGCAACAAGCCGCACCUGGAGAAGCUGACCCUCGGCAUCACCCGCAUCCUAGAAUCUUCCCCAGGCGUGACAAAGGUGACCAUCACAGAAAAAGUACCUGCUGAACGUCAUAUGGUUUCUUCAUGGGAACAAAAAAAUAACUGUGUGAUGCCUGAGGAUAUGAGGAACUUCUACCUGAUGACCAAUGGCUUCCACAUGACUUGGAGUGUGAAGUUGGAUGAGCACAUCAUUCCAUUGGGCAGCAUGGCAAUUAACAGCAUCUCAAAACUGACUCAACUCACCCAGUCUUCCAUGUAUUCACUUCCUAAUGCACCAACUCUGGCAGACCUGGAUGACGAUACCCAUGAAGCCAGUGAGGACCAGCCAGAGAAGCCUCACUUUGACUCUCGCAGUGUGAUAUUUGAGCUGGAUUCAUGCAAUGGGAAUGGGAAGGUUUGCCUUGUCUACAAGAGUGGGAAACCAGGAUUAGCGCAGGACACUGAGAUCUGGUUCCUGGACAGAGCAUUAUACUGGCAUUUUCUCACAGAUACCUUUACUGCCUAUUAUCGCUUGCUUAUCACCCACCUGGGCCUGCCCCAGUGGCAGUAUGCCUUCACCAGCUAUGGCAUUAGCCCACAGGCCAAGCAAUGGUUCAGCAUGUAUAAACCCAUCACCUACAACACAGACCUGCUCACAGAAGAGACCGACUCCUUUGUGAACAAGCUGGAUCCCAGCAAAGUGUUUAAGAGCAAGAACAAGACCUUAAUUCCAAAAAAGAAAGGGCCUAUGCAGCCUUCAGGUGGCCAGAAAGGGCCUUCAGGCCCCUCCACCUCUAGAUCUUCCUCUGGCUCUGGAACCCCUGUCCGGAAAUGAGCACCCCAUCUCCAGUCCCCCACCAGCCCUGCAGUGGUGAUGUCCAUGCACAGAUGGCCCCGGAGGUGGCUGCAACCACAGAUUCUUUGUAUGGAACCAUAGGCGUCUUCCUAUCUGAGUGACCAAAAUCCUAGGCCUUUUCCUCCCUCUGACAGGAGUUGGAAGGGCACACAGAGGUCUCCCCAAGAGUCCUUCUUUCAUAACCAUCACAGCUGGUUGUGCUAUCCCCUGCUUCCAGAAGCACUGGGUAAGUUGGGUUGUGUAAGUGGCCACAUAAAUCUGUUGAGAACUUUCCUGUUUCCACACCCAACCAUCAGUCCCUUAGCAGUGAUCUGAAAUCCCCCAAAGAAACCGCUGGUUCUGACCCAUGAGAAUGGUUCAAUCGGUAGUCACUUGUGGCUAUUUAAACUUAAAUUUAUAUGAAAAUUUUUCAUUUGCAUUAGCCACAUUUUGAGUAUUCAUGUGGCCAGCAGAUUCCUUCUGGGAACAUUUCCAUCAUUUCCUCAGAAUGUUCUGUUGGACAAUACUGCAUUAGAAUAUUUCCAUACUCUCCUCAGACCAAUUUUGUUGUUAGAUAAUGUUGAUGCCUUAAUUUGAUGAGUCAUAAUAUUCCAUGAAGACUCUUGAAGAUACAGUUGUAUGUUCUUUAUAUUGAUUGCCACUAAUAUACCUCGCUCUGCUCAUUUCUUUACAGUUUCCUAUAAAGUUUUCUGCUUCCAGCUUUGUAUUGUGAUGUUUGCACAUUUGUGAAAAUUAUCUUAUUUUUUUAAAGAAGAGGUGUACUUCUGUUGUACUUUAUUCUGACCACUUAAGAACAAAAAAACUCCCAAACAUUGCAGGACUCAUAAAGAGUUUUGAUGAAACCAGCCACUGUUAAUAAAAGCCACAGAUUCUUUGUAUGGAACCAUAGGCGUCUUCCUAUCUGAUUGACCACCUUCUCUGCCUAUUCACACUUCUGAGUUGUCCACCUCCACCCUGUGUGGUCCCUGACCAUCUUUAAGACAAGCAGUCCCUGCUUAGACCAGGGUGGAAUUCCAAGAGCUCGUUUGUAAGUAAGUUGCCUGUAGUUCAGAAGUCAUUUUUCCAUAGACACAUAGGUACUAGAGGUACUAGACCUCUAGCCAGUCCACAUAUGCCUCAUAUUUGAUAAAAGAUAAAUCUGAAAUUACCUACUACCUCUAAAGGAAUUUCUGUAGAGAAGGUUGCUCAGGUUUUAAAUUAGGAAUGCAACCCUGGCAGUGGGCAGAAGCAAGGCUUUCACUGUACUUCCCAGCAGGGAAAGUAUGGAGUCACCCACCCAGGCCCAAGGACCUUGGGUGGCUGCAGUUUUUGUACUGAAGUCCCAGAGGGUGGAGAACGAAGAGUUCUGAGGAGUGAAAUGCCUGGACCACCUGCACACUUCAGUCCUAACUGGCUUGUGCUGUUUCCUGAUCUCUCUCUGCCACCAUGAGAAGGAGGCUUCCUUCCUUUGCACUGCCUGUAUCUGCUAAUCAACCCAGGGUUUCUCUCUUCCGUGACCCACUGGGGAAGCUAAAAGCAGUCCCCAGGAUUCUUCACCUGCAUUUUUGCUCUGAAACCAUUUUGAUUAUUUAGGAAGUUUUAAAAUUUGUUUUGGUUGUUGACUAUAGGGAUAGAUAUUUAUGAAAAAGAGGCUUUAAAUCUUCCCUCCACUUACUCCGGCCCCUCAGAAAAACCAAGGUGAAUAGUUGGCCUUUGAGGAUCAGGGCAACCUAGCUGGCUGCUUCUCCAUUUUUGUAAUGCUUGAAAGUCUUGAAAUAUUAGUGCUCAAAAGUUUUGGGGAGCAUAAACUGAGCUCCAUGUUAAUAGCUUAUUCAGUUGCUUUAAAAUGUGUGUACAUCAACCAUUCUGAUUCUCUUCUAAUGGAAAAUGUUUAAAAGAGCAACACUCCUUAUCUUUGCAAUCCCAAAACGAACCACUUACAAUUCAGCCUGGUCAUCUAAACAUUUCUGUGUGUGUGUUUUAACCAUGACAUGACUAUGUCAAAUCUUCCCUAAUUUAGGAGACAUCUUGGCCCUUUUAUUAGCACCACAUCCUAACCAACUGAGCUAACUGGCCAGCUGUUAUUUUGGCCUUUUUAAUUGCUUAGGUUAUUAUAAUUUUAACAUUUAUAAUCAUGUAAAAAUUCAUGGAGUGACAGAAAAGGAUAGAGAGUUAAGGACAGCAUCUGGAGUUUAGUCUUCCAAAAGUAUUUUUCUGGCCAGAGCUGAUCAAAAGGAGAACCAACAGCACCAGAUAAAUUUUAGCAUUUGGCUGCUUCUCCAAAACAAGUCAAGGUUAGAAGGGGAUUGAGAAAUCACGUCAUCUUCCAUUACAGCAGAUAUUCUUUCUUUAGUAUUGUGGAGCUCCUGAAUUACUUCUAAAUCAGUCGUGGUCCAGUUCUAGAUUCACGCGAAGCAGCAGAGGAACCAGGAGAGCAAUGGUGCCCUUCAAAUCAGUGGGAGUCCUCUAAAAAGUUGUUGAAGAAGGGGAGUUAUAAGGAAAAGCUUAAGACCUGCCUCAGAAGGAGCAGAGCAGUGAAAAGCAGGGCCAGCCAGCUACAUAAUCUGCAAGACCCAGUGCAAAAGGAAGAUGUGGGGCCAUUUAUUCAAAAUCAGGAAGACAAUACCAUUGAAGGUAGUAAAAUAUUAUGUUCUUCUCUUCCAUGUUCUCACAACUGUUGUGAUGAGGUUUUUUUUAUUUGCUAGUUAUUCUAAGUAAAGAAAAAUUAAAAUGUUUAA
Molecule: messenger RNA, 3875 nt
Organism: Galeopterus variegatus (Sunda flying lemur)
Lineage: Eukaryota; Metazoa; Chordata; Mammalia; Dermoptera; Cynocephalidae
Gene: TPGS2
Product: tubulin polyglutamylase complex subunit 2
Exons: 7
Coding region: 256-1137 (293 amino acids)
Biological process (GO): protein polyglutamylation
Source: RefSeq, a predicted model, not a curated record